AUGGUGUGGAUAUUUACAAGUAGGCCAGCACUUAAGCGUUAUGUUAGAGUGAUGAGUGCCUACUACUUGGCGGCAAGGCAACUUGAGUUUUUCAAAGGAAGAAAUGUCCUGGCAAUUGCUCAACAUCAUGACGCUAUUUCUGCUACAUCAAAACAGCACGUGGCUGAUGAUUAUGCAAAAAGACAAACAAUAGGCGAUGUGGAGGCAAUUUACCAAAUUGUUGUGUCGAUUUUGGCUGGAUGGAAGCGGGUGGACAUUGUCCGGCUUCCUGUGAGUCGAUCAAGUUCUUGUUCGUGGAAAGGACACGAAGUUGAGUCUCAACUCAUUCCAUUUACGGAUGAGUAUGCGGCCUUAAGGAACUAUCAUGUAGAGACAUAUUUAGGUCACACCCCUACACAGAUGCCAAAAUACUGGCUUGUGUUUUGGGUUUUUGUGCCUCCUGCUAAGAAAACAGGUGGAUAUUCUAGCAAAUAAUAAUUUAGGUGGAUAUUCAAGCAAAUCAUAUGUCUCCAGAUAUUUUUGAGAUGGAGAAAGAUCAAUAAUUUUGUCUGGAUUGCAAUCGACAUGAGACGGCCAGAAGGAGAUUUGAGAAGAAGGUUUUUUGGUUUGUAUUGUGGAUGUAUGUGUUGUUUUGAAAGUGUGAGUUUUUAUAUUUUUUGUCCCACGGAAUAUAAUUAUUUACUGUGAGUUAUUUUGUUAUAAGCUUUAUUAACAGUGAACUUUUAUAUAU
This is a messenger RNA of Thlaspi arvense, 730 nucleotides long. The record is from the annotation of a GenBank genome assembly. NCBI's taxonomy places the organism in Eukaryota, Viridiplantae, Streptophyta, Magnoliopsida, Brassicales, Brassicaceae.